GCAGUCUCGAACUGACUGGUUGGUGACCUUGUUAGCUAAGCAGCUUAUACCUUUACUUUUCUAAUAGAAAGCGACAUUAAACCAAGGAAAUUGAACAACGUUCUGCUGGAGAAUUAGUGCUUUUCAAGAGGGUUAUGUACUUUGGUGUUGGAAAGACGCUCAUCGGAAAGUAGGGUAAAAGGUUGCUUUCGCUCCGCAUCUUGAAGCUGUGCGGUGUUGUUACACGAAGUCGGCUAUUUGCACUUCUGAGACUCAGCUACGGACUGGGGUGUGCCUGGUCGUAAAGAGGAUGAGGUCUUCUCUCUCCCCUUAAGGACAUUCUGUAUUGUCGAUUCAAGAAAACAAGACGAGCAACCAUGGUGAAGCAGAGAUCCCCAGUGUUCACUCACCCCACUGUGCAAGUGGUCUCACCCGGUCUCCAGUGAGGACUCCCCCCUCUACCCCUCUCCUUCCUGCGUAAUGGUUUAACCCACACGGAACCUGGUCACCAUGAUGAUGGCCUCCAUGGUUGCCAAUGGAAACAGGGAUGGCAGGAAGGGGCAGGCCCUGGUCCUGAAAGGGGUGGACCCAGAGACAUGCAUGAUCGUGUUCAAGAACCACUGGGCACAGGUGGUAAAGAUCCUGGAGAAGCAUGAUCCUCUCCGCAGCAACACCAGCAGCGCUGCCCUUGGUGUCAUCGGCCUCACCAGCGGCGGCCCCAUGCGUUUCGGCGGGCCCAUCCCGGGGGACGAGGCCAGCGCGGUGCAGAACUACGUGGAACACAUGCUGUUCCUGCUCAUGGAGGAGGACGCCGGCCAGGCGGGAGCCAUGGGACCCAUCCUGGAGUUUGUGGUGAUGGAGAACGUCAUGGAGAGGCUCUUCCUGUGGAGCCUGAGGCGGCAGUUUACUGAUGAUAUGAAGCUGGAGCAGCUCAAGAUGUAUGAGAUGAUUGUGGGCCAGGCGCGGCAGCCCUUACUGCACCACAAACCUGUGUUACGGCCCUUAAUGAUGCUCCUGUCGUCGUGCUCGGGGACAGCUGCCCCGGCGGUGGAGGCUGAGCUGGUGUCAUUACUCAACCAGCUGUGCUGCGUCCUGGCCAGGGACCAGUCUGUCCUGGAGCUCUUCUUCCAUACCAGUGAGGACCAGGGGGCGGCCAACUUCCUGAUCUUCUCCCUGCUGAUCCCCUUCAUCCACCGGGAGGGCCUGGUGGGCCAGCAGGCCCGGGACGCCCUGCUCCUCAUCAUGUCGCUGUCUGCAGAGAACCAGCGCGUGGCCCAGCACAUCGCAGAGAACACCUACUUUUGUCCGGUGCUGGCCACGGGGCUGAGCGGUCUGUACUCGUCUCUGCCCACCAAGCUGGAGGUGCCCGGUGAGGAGUGGCACUGCCUCAGCAGAGAUGACUGGCUACAGAUGCCCACCCUGGUCCAGUUCCUCAACUCACUGGAGUUCUGCAAUGCAGUCAUUCAGGUGUCUCACCCCAGCAUCAGGGACCAGCUGGUGAGCUACAUCUACAAUGGCUUUCUGGUGCCUGUGUUGGCACCGGCCCUCCACAAGCUGACCCUGGAGGAGGUGAUGACCACCACGGCCUAUCUGGACCUGUUUGUGCGGUCGGUGUCGGAGCCGGUCCUGCUGCAGACCUUCCUCUCCUUCAUCCUCCUCCACCGCCACGAGAACGUCCACAUCCUGGACACGCUGGUCAGCCGCAUCAACACACCCUUCCAGCUGGGUACUGUGUCUCUGGCGCUGUUCCAGACUCUCAUUGGACUAUACUGUGAGGAUGUGAUGCUGCAGCUCAUCUUGAGGUACCUGAUCCCCUGUAAUCACAUGAUGCUGAGCCAGAGACGCGUGGUGAAGGAGAGAGACUGCUACUCUGUGUCGGCCGCUAAGAUCCUGGCGCUCACACCCUCCUGCUGCUCCCCCGAACACAGCCCCCCACCCCUCAGACAGCUGGACUCCAUCCUCUGGUCAAAGGGCACAGACAACAGUCCUAACACUGGCACCAUGGAGACGGAGGAGACCGAGGAUGGCUCGGGCUACUCCUGCGUCAUCGGCUCUGAGAUCUACCUGGACGUCAGCUACCUGCACUACCUCUACAAUGCCCGCCUGGGCAUCAGCAGCUGUACCCGGGCCUGCCAGGUGUGGUCGGCCCCCUACGAUGGAGAGGACCCCCCUCCAGAGGAGUACCAGCCCAGUGCCCUGGAGGAGGCAGGGGCCAGGGGGCGCCAAGCCCAGACGGUCAACCCCAAGAAGUCACAUCCACAUCCACGGCCUCAUCCCCCCUGCCCGCCCCAGACCACAGACCCAGCCCCUACUAAUCAACUAGAGCUGGAGUGGGACGAUAGUUAUGAUGCCGGUCCGGUGGUGUCCCCCGAGGCUGCUGCUGCUGAGAGUAGUAGACCUCCACAGCCGCCUGCAGCCGAGCCACCCAAACACAUCCAGGAGAUGAGGAGGACUGCCAUCAUGCUGGUUAAGGGUUCCUACAUAGAGGAGUCCGACUUCCAGGAUGAUGUCAUGGUCUACGACCUUGUGGCAAAGAAGGACGCCCGCGAUACUGUGGAUCGGCGCAGACCCAGCAGGGAGACACAACCGGAAUCUGAAAUGGACUCAGAAUUUAACCUUGAGGAGGACGAUUUCAAAGAAUCCAGUCUGCAGGAGAAGGAUGAGGUCCCCCUCAGCAAUGGCCUGAGUCUUCCACUCCAUCCCACCAACAUGGAGGUCACAAAGGGGUCAAAGGAGGUCAAAGGUCAUGUUGCGGACCAUAACUCCAACCUCCAGAGCCCCUCGGCUACUGAGGUGGGGGACGACCUCAUGGGUCAGUAUGAGGAGCUGAUUCGUACGCUGGGCAGUGGCGAGGUCGGGGCUGAGACCGGGGGGAGCAGCCUUGUGAAAACGGCGGACAAAGAGUUCCGGAAUCCUGUUGUCACCCCCAUGGAGGAGGACGAGGUGGACUUCAGCUCCUUCUCUAUGGAUACGCCAGAGCUGGAGAAACAGCACUCGUCCCUGUUUGGGACCAAGCUCUGCAGUGGGAGCACUAGGAGUCAUUCGGUGCCUUUUACAGGGCCAUUUGUCAGUGUGCUGUUGUCCCGUCUGGAGAACAUGCUGGAUAACUCUCUCCAUGUCAACCUCCUGCUGACUGGUAUACUGGCCCAGCUGGCUGCCUACCCCCAGCCUCUGCUGCAAUCCUUCCUCCUCAACACCAACAUGGUGUUCCAGCCCAGCGUACGCUCACUCUAUCAGGUACUAGCCUCCCUUAAGAACCAGAUAGAGCAGCAGGCCUCGACCAAGAAGGACUUCCCAGAGCUGAUCACCUCCGCCCAGCACUGCCUCCUGGCCAGGGAGAGUUCACUCAAGGGUCAAGAUACAAACAGUGGAGACAGCAGUGAAUGUUCCCCCCUGGAGGCAGGAAGGAUGAUGAAGAGCUCUCCUCCUCCCCAGCCCAAGACCAUUUCCCUGGCCAGGACCGAGGUCUUCGCUACCGUCCUCUUCACAGAGUUCCUCAAAGAACUGGCGGCUAUUGCACAGGAGCACUCCAUACUAUCGCACGUCCCUAUGGAGGAGUAACGAUAUAAUAACAUUGUAAUAAUGUUAUAAUAACGUUAUUAUAAUGUUUUAAUAAUGUUAUGGUAAUAUUGUCUCACAGGGAAGGAGUGAGUGUCUGUCCCUGACUUGUUGUGUCCACUCGGGUCAUUUUAAACGUUUUUUAAAAUACUCUAUGAAAAUUGUUCAUAUUUUCCAGCACUACUUGAUGAAGAAGACGAUACCUCUUGGAUUGAUUCAAUCGUCUUUAAUCUCGCUCCCUGAGGUAGUUUUUAAAUAGGGUUAUAUAUAUAUUUGAGGCUAAUAUAUUUUUCCAAACCAAUAUGUAAAAACGGUGGGCUCUGAUGUACAGUAACACAUAACUUACAGGAAUAUCUCACCCAUUUUAUGCAUUUGCCGCUGAUAGACUCAUAUGUAUAUGGCUCCGCCCUCAGAGAGUUGUAUGCAUAGGCCUAUGUCACAUCCAAGGAGCAGGUCAUGUGAUUUAUAAUAACUGACCUACUUUAAGCCUUUGGUGGAAGCCCUGCACCAACCAAUACGAAUGCUGAAAUGGAAGUUUGGGGCUAAUCAACCAAAGACUGAAUAGAAUGGAACAGGCUGAACGGAACAAUGGGAAAUCAAUGAUACACAAAGGAUACAUAAUCUGUCCCUUUAGGCUUUUAGACAUACAAUAUUGCAUUCAUAAACAUCAGUGUACUGCUCUGGUUGCAACAGCCUCUCCAGUGACCAGCUCUAGUUGUCUUGUAGUGAUGGCCACCAUACAAUGGGGACUUACUUAUACGUGGCCUUACGGUGGUGCCGUGUCGACACCCUGGGAUUGCAUGCUGUACUGGAUACAAUCAGGAGCCUAUUUUUCAGGAUGUCUCCCUGCGGCGUAUUCAUCACUAAACAAAUCACAUUUUAUUUGUCACGUGCUCCGUAAACGACAGGUGUAGACUAACAGUGAAAUGCUUACUUACGGGC
Coregonus clupeaformis (lake whitefish) is the source of this 4479-nucleotide messenger RNA. RefSeq names its product FHF complex subunit HOOK interacting protein 1Aa (gene fhip1aa). NCBI's taxonomy places the organism in Eukaryota, Metazoa, Chordata, Actinopteri, Salmoniformes, Salmonidae. The record is from RefSeq and is a predicted model, not a curated record. The coding region runs from base 490 to 3540 and encodes 1016 amino acids. The transcript is spliced from 14 exons.